Molecule: messenger RNA, 5337 nt
Organism: Xyrauchen texanus (razorback sucker)
Lineage: Eukaryota; Metazoa; Chordata; Actinopteri; Cypriniformes; Catostomidae
Gene: arhgef37
Product: Rho guanine nucleotide exchange factor (GEF) 37
Exons: 13
Coding region: 210-2366 (718 amino acids)
Cellular component (GO): cytoplasm
Molecular function (GO): protein binding; guanyl-nucleotide exchange factor activity
Source: RefSeq, a predicted model, not a curated record
CACCUCCCCUGACUCAGUCCACAAAUCUGACCCACCCAUCCCCCCCUUCCUCACACAUCUGUGCCACAUGAGGCCCUGCCGUGUGACUCAGUAGACAAACUUACACCAGUCUGAGUGUGUGUCAGGCUUUCCUCAACAGUGCACCUCACUUUUCCAGCACAAGGGAGACCCAGUGUUAGUCUAUCUCAGUCUAGAAAGACAUCCCCACUAUGGCCAAUUCCCUGAAGUCGAUUUUGCCUCCAACAGUGAGAGUGACAGCAGAGGAGGAUAAAGCUGGGGAGAUGGGAGAGCAGAAAGGAGGUAAAGAGAUGGAUGACACCAUGGAAGAGCCCACAGAGGAGGAGGAUGAAGAGGAGAAGAAGGCACAGUCUGCUGCAGAGGAGGCUGCAGCCAGAGAGAGGGAAGCUCAGAGGCAGUUCAUGGCUAUUGAGGAGAUGGUGCAAACAGAGCAGAACUACCUUAAACAUCUGCAGCUCUGCACAGUCACUGUCCACAACAACCUGCAGAAACUACAGCCUCCUCCACCAAACCUGAACAAUAUGUUCCAGCACAUAGAUGAAGUGACCAAUGUUUCCAGUAGGCUCCUGAGUCUUCUAGAUCAGGCAAAGAUACAGCUUUGCAACCCAAAAUACCUAGAAACUCUCUGUGACUCUUUCCUGAGUCUAUCUCAAGACAUAGAAAUGGCUUAUAAGGAGUACCUGGCCAACUACAACAACAUCACCAUUCUGGAGAAGAGCUACAAACAGAAAGAAACCCUUUGGAUUGAGAUUGUUAAAAUCAUCAAGUCAUCUGCUCCUGAUGUGAAUGCAUCUACUCUGAGUUUCUUCCUGGUGAUGCCGGUUCAGAGAAUCGCCCGUUACCCCCUGAUGCUUCAGACCAUCCAGAAACACACAGACCCACAGCACCCUGCCUACUCCAUACUGGAGCACACCGCACACACUGCAGUCCAGAUCAACUGCAGGAUCAAUGAAUACAAACGCUUCCGUGAAGUCGCUGACAAGUAUAAGAAGAUAGAGAACCUGACCAUCAAGGACAAGAUCAAUCGUCUGAGUGGCCACAGCAUUGCCAAGAAGACAGCUCGGCUAAGCCAGUACAUAAAGCACGAGACAGGAAUGGUACCAAAGCUGAAGGAUGAAGAAUUUGAUGCCCUUGCCGGAUUCUUCUAUGUGCUGGAGAGGGGUGUCUCAGAGCUCCACCGUAACAUGGAGGCUUAUCUCCACCAUUUGCAGAGAUUUCUCAGCUGCAGACCAGAAGAAGCAGAUCUUGAUCUGGAAGGCGAUUUACUGUUCUCUAAAGAAAUCACUGUGGCACUCAGACAGUGGAUAUACCCUGCAUAUGAGACGCGUUUGACAACUUUAGUCUAUAAGCCCUUGAGCUCAUUGCGGGAGCUGAUGGCGGGACCACGAAACCUCAUUUGCAAGCGUCAGGACAAGCUACUUGACUACGAGCUGAUUGAAGAAAAGAGCAACCUGAGCUUUGAGGAGCAAGCCAUAGCCAACACCUACAAGACAAUGAACACACUGCUGUUGACUGAGCUGCCGCAGUUCAAUGGGAAAGCCCUGCAGCUCCUAUGGGCCACACUAGAGGCCUUCAGCUGUCUGCAGAGAGACCUGGCGGCUGAUAUGGAGCAGCUGGUCACUAGCUUUACCCAUCAGCAGCUCCCACACAGUUAUUUGGAGGAUGGUGAGUUUUGGAAGUGGGCGGAGUGUUCAGUUCAGGAGGGUUGGAGGAGGAUGGAGAGUCUGUGUCAGAGUGCUCAAGAUGAGCUCAAUGCUUCCAUUGUGCAGGCACUCAGUCCCAGGUCUGAACGGCGUCUGAAGACUCUGCUUGUCAAGCACAACUCGGACAAGAUCUACCAGCUGGCAGGCCCAGUGGUGGGCACUCGUGACCUGGACCUGACCCUCAACAAGGGCGAGCUGGUAGCUGUUGUCAGUGAGAUGGACACCCGAGGAGACCGUCGCCGCUGGCUGGUGGAUGCGGGAGGACCCAGAGGAUAUGUGCAUGCCUCAAAGCUGACUCGCUACCACCAGGUGACUGUAGACCCGCCUCCAUCUCCUCAUCUGAAUGUCACUCCCACCAGUCCAGGACCCCGAAGACACUCCUACACACCCGGAGCCCAGCCGCUCCUCACCACCAUGACCACGCCCUGUUUUCAGGUUUAUGCGGGCUAUGACUUCACUGCAAGGAGCAGUCAUGAGCUCUCUCUGAGGGCCGGAGAGUCCGUGAAGGUGGUGGAACAUCACGAUAAGCGUGGAAACAAGGAAUGGUGUCUGGUGGAGGCACGUGGCCAGAGAGGCUAUGUCCCCUCAAACUAUCUUACCGUCCUGCCGUCUGUAAUCACAUCACCCACCUUUCCUUAUUGCUAACGAGCAUUACUGUGGAGAUCAAACCUCUGCUGCUGAUAUUUGGUUUGGUAGCCAGCAUCCAAACACACAGACUAUGAGAGGCACUCUCACUGAAGAGCUCUUCAUAAGUUAGGGGGCGGAUGGGUGCUGUUUGAUGCUUCAUUUGACUGGUGUAUGUACUCGAGUGAUGCUUGGGCCCUGCUGUGGAGUGGUCGCCCAUAUACUUGUUCUAUGCUUUGCCGGGGCUGUUACCAGAGAAGAUUAUUUUAUCCAAUGAGGAAAGAGCUGUAGUGGCAGGCAGACAUGCUGUUGUGUGGAAAGCACAUGGACUGUGUUGAUUGGGUAGGCUAUGCAGUUAUCUGUGAUUAAACAACACUCAUUAUUAAACUGCUUGGAUCCGCUCUUCAGAUGUACACUGGAAUUGUGCUUUGGGCUGCCCUGGGACUAGUUGUUUUUUUAAGAUGGUUCAACUUAAUCACUCCGCUACCAUUGAAGGAACUGAUAAUAAUAGUGCUUUACUGCUGAACAUAGAUCAUAGUUUAUAAGUAAAGCCUAGGGCUGGGCGAUACAUCGAAUACCCACGAUGUAAUCGCAAUGAUUUCGCUGACGAUAUAAAAUGCAACAAUAUCGUGAAUAUCGCAAUGAUUUUAAUGAGCCUUUUGUUUGGCCAUUAAGUUUCAUAGAGCGCAUCAUAAUCAAAAUAAUAAAUCAAAAUAACAUCAAAAUGGAGACAUGAUCUUAUGUGAUUGUUUAACUGCCGAAGGCUGCGACUAAAGACAGAUAUUACAUGGUCUGUAUGCCCUUCAGGAUGAACCGGCGACGCGCUGAUCUGUGUGCACGCGCGGGGGCGUAGGCUCGUGUUUUUAGCGCAGUUCACCUGAAGUACUGGUCCUGCACAUUAGCAUCCACACAAUUCCAAACAUUAGUAACCACUAUAAAGUUCUUAUACAAAUCUAUAAACGCGGAAUAGUAAAGAGAGUUUGACAGCAGUUCACAAGAUGCGAAACCCAUAACUGUUAGACAAACAUUGCACUUCCUGUUUCAUAAUAAAACUCCUGGUGAAGGUGAAAUAAACUCGAAUGCAAUUGCAAUGUCAAAAUAAAAACCCCAGUUUAGGGUGAUGUAAAUAGGAUAGAAAUAUAUUAAUUUAUCUUUAAAAAAAUCUUAUCCUGAAAAUAAUAAUAAUUCAGUAUUAUUGUAAAGGGGUUAAUGGAAAGGAGGAGGCGAGAACCGGCUUGAGAAUAUAAAUAAUGUUUUAAUACGAAACUAAAACAAAAAGACAAACACACAAAGGUGUCGGACAGCUGUCCGUAAAUCUCUCUCUCUGUCCCACUGCAGUCGCCAGUUGGCCUUUAUCCCUCUCUGAGGCUUGAUUAGCCUGAUUAGGGGCCGGGUGUGCGGAAUCACGCCCCGCCCUCUGCCCUGCCACAAUUAUAUUAUAAUAAUAAACAUGACUGGUUUCCACAGUAAUAAUUUUGUAUGAUUGCAUAUGCAAGUGAAGUGGUUUUUGCACACCUUGUUCAUUCACAAAGACAUUAUUUAUAGUAAAAAUAUAUGAAGGUAAAUAAGAUUUUUGUUAAGCUUCCAUUUAUGAUUGUUUGUUAAAUAUAAGUUUAAACAUGCAAAUCAAUGAUAAUGAUUACAAUAAAAUGAUUUUACUCUCCCUUGUGUUAAUUUAGUGGAAAAACUGGGAGAAACAUGCCUUCAUCAUUAUUAAAUAGAUUUUUUUUUAAUGCCUUUGAAAUAUAAUUCUAUAUAUAAUGGUUACAAUCUGUGUUUAGAUGAAAUGUUGGUUCUGAUCCUCUGAAAAAUGAACAACUUUCCAAAAACAUAACUAUCUAUGUAGUAGAAUAUUAUAGACCCACUGCCUCCCCAUCGAGGUUGGCUGCCGAGUGUUUACCGGCCAGUCGCUCUACAGGGCCCUCAAGCUCCUUUGAAUAAGGGGACUGCACAACAAGAAAGCCAUCAGGAACAUGAUAAGGCAUCUAGAUGGCUGUGGAUCAAAAGGGGUGAUCCGUGGAUCACACAUGCUUCCUAGUCACAAGUCAGGGACUGAUCACCCCUGGCUGGGUCACCUGGGCAAGGGUGUAUGAUGUUGAAAGACCCAAAACACCCGAUGACUCCAGGUUACAUCACUGAUGAUGUGUCUAGGUCGCACCUGCAAGGUGUAUGUCUAGGUCGCACCUGCAAGUAUGUUAAAUCAGCUGAAGCCAUAUUGCCCAGCCCUAGUCAGGCCUCUUUUGUUUUCGUCUCCGAACCACUUAAAAUGAUUGGCACUUCAAGAAAGGAUCAGCCACUGUAAAUUAUUUUAUUAAUAUUUGAUGGAAACUUUUGAAAUAUUUGUAAUGUCAGUUAUACUGUAUAUAAUAGUGGCUAUAUGCUAAAUGUAUUUGGACACUUAAAGGGAUAAUUUGCACAAAAAUUUAAAUUCUGUCAUUUAAUUAUUCUCAUGUUGCUCCAAAUGCAUAUGACCUAACGGUGCACUCAGUAAUUUAUAUAUAUUGUCUUGAACUUCUACUGACACCUAUGGGUAUGGAUGCAGUUUUCAGUUGCCAAUGCCAUUGAUGUAAUUCAUUAUUUAAAAUCAGCCAUGAGUAAUUUAAUUCAAUAGUUAAAGUGUCCAAUAUUUGGGCGGUUACUGAGAUGAAGUAAUUAGUAUCAAGCUGGUCACGUGAUUCCAACAUGGAAGUCCCCGUAAGAGGACCCUCUACAUGUAGAAUAAAAUAUAUUUUAUAAGGCUACUGAUUCUACUGGGGUAUUUAUCUUAUGUGAGUGUUCAUGAUUGUAUACAUUUAUUUUAAAAUUACAAUGAAUUUAUUUAGGGGGAAAAAAAAUAUUCAGGAAAAACUUACUGAGUGCAACUUUAAGAGAUGUUUGUUCAAUCUCAGUCAUCAUUCACUUUCACUGUAUGGAGAAAAGUUGCAAGGAAAGUGUUCCAUGGAAGAAAAAAAGAACAUUCACUAAUAUGUCAUUUGGACCAGUUGCUUUAAAG